GCUGUGCGUAAAGUUAACUUCCGACAGGAGCUAGACCUUUUAGUCAUUCAGUUUUCCAUUUUCAAUGUGCAAACCACAUCACAGCCAUCAGCUCUCAAAAAAGUACAUUUUUACUUGUGAAUUUUGUUGCUUUAUUGUUGAAAAAAGUCCCGAUAGAAGUCAGAGAACUUAUGAAACUUAUGAAAAUUCUGAUUCCAGAGGGAACUUGAACGCAGAACGAACGGCUGAUCCAAUCAAAUUGAAUUGCUUUUUCCAGUUUUUAAAUCUUUUCCAUUUCCAAAAGGUCUUCAGUAGCGAAACAUGACAGGCAGCGGAGCAGAUGAUAUCAGAGAGUUAUUGCUUUCGGCCACAACAAUGAGAGCCAUUUACAAGACGGCCACAGGCGGGGAUCUCAGCGAUGAAGUGGCUCAAGCUAUUGCCCAGGACAUGAGCAGAGAUGUUUUUGGAAUGCUGGAGACUAUCGAGGCAUAUGCAUAUCACAACCGCAGCGAUCAGAUAACGGAGGAAGACGUUCGCAAUGCACUCAAAGAUGACGCCGACUAUGCCAAUGAUAUGGGUUUUCAGCUCGAUCAGGCUUAUCCUUUUCCUGGAAUGGGCGGGCAGGGGCAAGCUCCUGCCACGGCGGAGACAGCUGCCAGCAUUACUGGCUGGCAAGGAGAGGAGGCAGAGAAAAUACAGCCACCCAAUAAAUUUCCGCUCACCAAGGAGCAGCAGGACUUCUACAAGAAAGUCAUGGCAGCCUGCUUUGAAUCGCACGAGGAUGUGCGCGCCAAGGCGAUCAAGUCAAUGGAAGUAGAUCCAAGUCUAGAGGCUAUACUGCCCCAGUUGAUCACGAGCAUGAUGAACAGCAUCAAGCGCGGUUUCUGUGAUAACGAUAUAGCUGUGUGCUUCACUGUGAUUCAUAUGGCAACAGCUCUGGCCAAGAAUAAAAGCAUCUCCUUUGACCAAAGUUUCUAUUUCAUUCUACCCGGCAUACUCUCGUGCAUUCUCAUUCAGCACGAAUUCGAAAGGGUUGACGUUGAGGGCGAUGAGGUACACUGGCAGCUGCGGGAAAUAGCAAGUGAAUUGAUGGGCGAUAUUGUGCGAGUCGACAAGAACUACAAUCUGCUCGAUCGAAUUAUUAGAAUUUUAAGUAUGGGCCUCUGCAAUCACGAACAUUUAUUAACGAUUUAUGGUGCCGUCAUUGGCUUUGGCCAAUUGGGAAGUUGUGUCGUAGAAACCUAUUUGCUGCCUGAACUAUCCAAGUUAUCGGAACUGCUGUACGCUGGAGACAAGCACCCCCGCUUUGAGCAGGGAGCCAUAAAGAAGAUCUGGUCUCGAUUGAUUAGGAUUUGUGCUCCGAUCGUGAAAUCAGUGACCGAUCCUCCCGAUCGCUUGGACAACUAUCUUGAACGCUAUGGCCGCAUCGGAGAAGAAUUGUACGGAGUAGUUAUUGGAAUUCGUGUCACGGAGCACGAAGCAGCCCUAGAACUAACAACCAACUUAGUAUUAGAAGUAAAGAAAAAAGCUCAGUUCCCGGUUUCAUUGCAGUCCGCAGGCGAAGUAAUGGAAACGUCCGACUGACUUCAGACGAUGUAAUACUCUCACUCGCAACUUAAAUUUACUAAAUAAUAUUGUUAUUAUUGCAAUUUAUUUAUAGCCAGCGCGCAGAGAGCAACAAAUAUUAAUAUUUGCCACUAAUAAAGGAAAUAAACAGAUUGUGGUGUGUGCAUGGGAGGCAGCUUUAGCACCUGACAGG
Molecule: messenger RNA, 1738 nt
Organism: Drosophila guanche
Lineage: Eukaryota; Metazoa; Arthropoda; Insecta; Diptera; Drosophilidae
Product: transcription initiation factor TFIID subunit 6-like
Exons: 4
Coding region: 301-1563 (420 amino acids)
Biological process (GO): transcription initiation at RNA polymerase II promoter; RNA polymerase II preinitiation complex assembly
Cellular component (GO): transcription factor TFIID complex; SAGA complex; SLIK (SAGA-like) complex
Molecular function (GO): RNA polymerase II general transcription initiation factor activity; transcription coactivator activity; protein heterodimerization activity
Source: RefSeq, a predicted model, not a curated record